AUGUCUCGAUCCGUAACUACCAACAUCUUUAGACUACCCAAUAUUAGCUCACGCAUCGCGGCGAGCUCUAGACCAGCUGUCCCAAAGAUACUCAUCAUGACCAAUAAUAACAGAGCUCUCAACUCGCAGUCCAUCUCCGAAAUCACAGCCAGGGAGAAGGAACUCACGGGUCAAGACCGACCUGUGGCCGGCGGUCCAACGGCUCAAGCGCAAAAACACGCCAACCAGCCCGUCUCCUCCGACGUGGUAUCCGACGUCACGCAGGGAGAGAAAAGAGUAACAGGCCGUGGCGUUCCCGUAUCAGGCGGUCCCGCAGCCCACGCUCAAAGCAUUGCCUCCUCCACGGCCAAUCCCGCCCCGCAACACACCGGAAAACUGGACUCGCACACCAUAUCCGCAAUCCACAGCGCGGAGAAGAAACUGACGGGCCAAGACCAGCCCGUAAAGGGGGGUCCCACGGCGCAGGCCCAGAGUCACGCUAAUGAGCCUAUAAACAGUCAGAAUCUCCACGAUAUCACUGAGGGAGAAAAGCAGGUUACAGGGGGCCAGAGAGUCAAGGGAGGCCCGACUGCUACGGCGCAGAGCGAACUGGUUAAGAGUCGAUCUUAA
Molecule: messenger RNA, 609 nt
Organism: Daldinia vernicosa
Lineage: Eukaryota; Fungi; Ascomycota; Sordariomycetes; Xylariales; Hypoxylaceae
Exons: 2
Coding region: 1-609 (202 amino acids)
Source: RefSeq, a predicted model, not a curated record